Molecule: messenger RNA, 1536 nt
Organism: Ustilaginoidea virens
Lineage: Eukaryota; Fungi; Ascomycota; Sordariomycetes; Hypocreales; Clavicipitaceae
Exons: 4
Coding region: 1-1536 (511 amino acids)
Biological process (GO): regulation of DNA-templated transcription
Molecular function (GO): DNA-binding transcription factor activity
Source: RefSeq, a predicted model, not a curated record
AUGACGUUCGCGUCGCCAGGCCGCAAGGAGCAGCCGCCGGCGGCGAGUCGACCCCGGAACCGAUCCCGGAAACAGCACGUCAAGACGCCCUCGGCGCCGCCGUGUCCACCCCACGAGAAGGAGGUCAGCACCGAGGACGACUGGACGAGGGUCAAGUGCCCCAAGGAGAAGAAGAGGAUACAAAACAGGGUGGCGCAGAGAACGUAUCGUCACCGGAUGAAGGCACGGCUGGGAGAGCUGCAGGCCCGGCUGGACAGCCACGAGCGUCUGCGGCACCAGCAGCCCGGUCGUGGGCACGGGGACGCCGAGAUGCCGCGCGGGGCGGACGGAGCGUUUACGGCGGCGGCGCCUGAUGUCGUCGGCAUGGGGCACCCGAGCGGCAUCAGCCCGAGCUUGGCGGCUGCGCACGCCCACGCUGGGGGGAGGAAGGGGUCGUCGCCGCUGGCGGCGGAGAUGGCGGUGCUCCCGGGUGGCACAUACGACAAGGUUGCUACGCACGAGCCGGAGCCGGCCUUUUACUCGCACAACGCGCAGUAUCUCCACAGCCCGCCGCGCGGCUAUCCCUCCCCGCAAGCCUCCCACGGGCUGCUGUCCCCGCCGGCGAGAUGGGAGGUCGAGCAGCCGGCCGAGGUGUCGCAGGACUUUCUCGACUGCCUGCAUUUCCAGACGGAGCUGCUCGACAAGCUGAGCACGCUGGGCCCGGAGCCGGCGUUUGCUGUGCAACCGCAGUACAGCCCGGUGGAUGCGUUGCCGCCAGCCGUGAUUGGGUUGAACCCGUCCCCCCUGAACUACAUGGAGCCCUUUACCCCCGGCCGCAUGGACCCUCUCGAGUAUGUCUACGACGGCGCCCGGACCGCCUGGAAAGCCGGCUACGAAGGCAAAGCCCGACCGUCGCUACCGGCCCUCGACCCCCUGGGCGGCGGCGGCGGCGGCGGCGGCGGCUUUUCGUCCUCGCUGGCGGCCACCCCGCCCGCGCAGCCGUGCUCCGCCGACGCGCCCGCCGAGCUGGCCGGCAGGAUCGAAGCCGUCGUGCGGCAGGUCCACGCCGCCGGCUUCGAGAGCCUCGACGCCGCCGCCACGGCCUACUACACCGCCGCGUUGGGCAACACGCCCCUGGCCGCGGAGCAGCACGCCAGCCGCAGCAGGAGGCUGCCCCGGGCCGUGGCGGACGUCUUCCGCGCGACGCACACCUGGCCGCCCUGGGAGCGGCGCGGCUUCCGCGACGAGAUGGCCAAGACGGCCCGCGCGAUGCUGCACGCCGAGUCGUCCGCCGCGCGGGCCAGCCUGGCGGGCCAGCUGGCCCCGCUGCUGGACAAGCCGGACCUGAAGCCACAGGCGCUCGAGGCGCUCAAGAAGACGCUCAAGAGAGAGUUCCCAACCGCGUGGGCCUUCAACGCGGCCCUGUUGAGCGGCGACGGCGCGGCGGGAGGGCAGACGGACGGCUCGAACGCGGUGCUGGCGACGGUGCUGCUGCAGCAGCUUGCGGGAAAGGUGCCCCGGAGCCAGCUGGUGCAGGUGGUGGAGGCUUGCUUAUAA